AUGGUCGUUGCCGUCACCGGCGCCACCGGCUUCGUCGGCAAGGCGCUCGUGGACAGGCUCAUGGCCGACGGCCACGAGGUCCGCAUCCUCACUCGCAACGCCAUCAGCGCCAGGCUCGCCAUGCCCAACGCCGCGCUCAACGGCGCCAAGUUCUACAGCUGGGACACCAUGAAGGGAAAGAUCGAGUGGUACGAAGCCGUCAAGGGAUGCACCGGCGUCGUUAACCUGGCCGGCGCCCCGAUCUCCUCCCCGUGGAACGCCGAGUACAAGAAGACGCUGGUCAAGUCCCGCAUCGUCACCACGAGGCGGGUGGUGGACGCCAUCAACGCCCUGCCCGCGGCCGAGCGCCCGACGCUGGUGAGCUCAUCCGCGGUUGGAUUCUACGGCUCGUCCAAGGCGGACGCCGGCUUCAGCGAGAAGGCCCGCGCCGGCAAGGAUUUCCUCGCCAAGCUCUGCGUGGACUGGGAGAAAGAGGCGGCGAGGUGCGAGUCCACCACGACGGUGGUUCGCACCGGCGUCGUCCUCGAGAAGGGCGGCGGCGCUCUCGCCAAGAUCCUCCCCGUGUUCCAGCUUUACGGCGGCGGCCCGCUCGGCAGCGGGAAGCAGUUCGUGAGCUGGAUCCACAGGGACGACCUCGUCGAGCUCUUCGUUCGCGCGCUGAUGGAGCCGAAGAAAUACGCGGGCGUGGUGAACGGCACGGCACCGGUGCCCACCACGAUGGACGGGCUAUGCGAGGCUGUCGCCAAGGCGACUGACAGGCCCAACUGGCUGCCGGUGCCCGGGCUUGCGCUGAGGGCGCUCCUGGGCGAGGGAGCGACGGUGGUCCUGGACGGUCAGAAGGUGCUGCCGACUCGAACGCGGGAGCUCGGAUUCGAGUUCAAGUACGAGAACGUGGAGGAGGCCCUCGAGGCGAUCGUGGCCAAGUGA
Molecule: messenger RNA, 927 nt
Organism: Micromonas commoda
Lineage: Eukaryota; Viridiplantae; Chlorophyta; Mamiellophyceae; Mamiellales; Mamiellaceae
Exons: 1
Coding region: 1-927 (308 amino acids)
Source: RefSeq, a predicted model, not a curated record